UGAGGGUGGAUUGCGUGUUUGGCAGUGCAGUGUGGGAGGGCGCAUGAUUGGUGCGGGAUAUCAUUUUCGUCGAUAUCUUUUGGACUAAUGUGAGGCAAUAUGGGUGUCAAAUGUCUGGCAGACAUUUUCUUGAUAUUCAGUGUCGUGGAAAUAUAUUGCCAAAUGGUCGGCAACGUCCAGGGACACAAUCAAGCCUUCAUCCAGAUCGACAACGAGCUGCGAUACCUGGUCGAUGGUGUCUCGGUCAACAUGUACGAGAGUAUCUCGGCGGACGGCACACCCAACAGGGGCUCCUCGGACGUCGACAAGAUGCCCUCCAUCCGGUUCGACCCGCCCAUGCUAGACUUCAAGGAGCAUCCCCUGGGUAUGCCACACGUGGAACGUGUCAUCAUAUAUAACCCGUCCGCCGAACAUACAAUAUCGAUGCUCUCAAUAUCAGGGAGUACAGUGCAUUUUCAUUGCACAUUCUUCCAAGAGAAGAUGAUACCGCCGCUGGGCAAUACGUCGCUGGACGUGGUGUUUCUGGGCCGCGAGGUCGGGCCCGUGGAAAGCUAUCUCUACAUCCACUCGUCAGUGGGCAGUUUCAGGUUUAAGGUGAAAGCCGAAGGCACGCCAAAUCCAUACCGGUUAAAACCGUUGGUAGGGGUAAAAAUGCCACUAAAUUCAAGUUACUCGCCCUUGAUAGAAAUGUACAACCCGCACAAGACGCCACUGCAGGUGGUAGAGAUGUACAGCAGCGGCGGCGACCUGCACCUAGAGCUGCCCUCGGGCGACGUGGAGGGCCAGCGCGCCCAGUGGGAGGUGCCGCCCUACCACAGCCGGCCCGUGAUGCGCGCCAGCUUCGUGGCGCGGCAGGAGAACAACCACACGGCGUUCAUCAGGAUAAAAACGAACAGCACGGACCCGAGCGACGACUACCUGGUGCUGCCGGUGGAGGUGGAGGUGUCGGCGCGACCAGGCCUCUUCUGCCCGCUGCAGCGGCUCGACUUCGGCCUGUUAGCGGCCGGGAGUCAGCCGCGCGUCCUCUGGCUGCCGCUACUUAAUGCUGCGCAGAAGCCCAUACAGCUGCAGCACGUGGUGGCGAGUCCAGCGAAUGAUGCGGUCGAGAUCGAGUUCGAGCCGGUGAAAAUACCACCGAACACCGGGCGCGCCACCAACGUGGCCAAGAUCUCCUUCUACCCGGAUCGUGUGCGGUCAGAGAAACAGCUCAGCGGCAAGAUAUUCAUCAAAUCUAAGAGCAAUCAACACAAGCUGCAGAUGUCGUACGUGGCCGACAUCGUGUCGGGCGCGCUGGAGUGGGACGAGGCGCAGCUGCAGUUCCACGCGACGCCGGGGCCGGCGCCCGAGGCGCGGCCCGUCGUCGUCACCAACGGCUUCGCCGUGCCGCUGGCCGUCUACAACGUGUCGCUCACGACGGCAGCCGGCGCCUAUUUUAAGGUGACGUGGCCGGGCCCGACCAUCCUGGCGCGCAACAAAUCGGCGGAGCUGUUCACGCUGGAGCUGGCGGCGCCCGAGCCGGAGCUCAAGCUGAGCGCUCACGUGGUGCUGCACACAAACGUCACGGAGCUGCGCCUGCCCGUCACCUGCUACACGGGCAAACUGCGAACGUACGUGGUGCCACCGGGCGGCGGCGCCGAGCCGAGCGGCGUGCUGGACUUCGGCACGCUGGGCGUGGGAGAGACACGCGACAUGUACUACUACCUGCUCAACGACAACCCGAUCGGCAUCGAGCUGCAGGGCUGGGGCAGCAACCUGAGCCGGAGCGUCGUCGAGCUGGUGGGCACCGGCCGCGGCGGCGUGGCCGAGAUACUGCAGCGCCACGGCGGCCCCUACCGGGACAAACAGCUGCUGCUGCGGCCGAACCACUAUGCCGUGAUUCGGGUGGGCAUCGUGUCGCCGGAGCGCGAGGGCCUGUUCGUGGCCACGGCGUUCGUGCACACCGAGUACGAGAGGCCGACGCUGACGUUCCGACUGCGCAUCGCGCUCGGCAGCCUGUCGACGGCGCCGGCCGUCAUCAGCUUCGAGAAGACGUUCCCGGGCAAGACGUCGUCGGUGCCGCUGUCGGUGUAUUCGGCGUUCGGGCACGCCAUGACGGUGUCGAGCGUGCGCGCCGAGCCGCCCGACCGGCGCCUCGUCUUCCGCCCGGUCUCGACGCGCGCGCCCGUCGUGCUCGAGCCCGAGAAGAAGACCAGCCUGGGUGAGCUGCGCUUCGAGCCGGCGCGCGCCUGCGGCGACGACUGCUACACUGGCUUCCAGCUCACAUCUAAGCGCGGCGCCAAGUGGCUGCAGGGUCUGUCGCUGCCGGCCAACAUCGGCGACGUGGACUCGGCGCUGUUCCACUCGCAGUACACCAAGUACCGGUCGGCCGUGAGCGGCGGCGGCGGCGGCGGCAGCAGCAGCAGCGGCAGCGGCGGCGGCGACUGGCACAACGUCAGCCUGACGCUCGACACCAGCGAGGUGCACGGCCACCAGUUCUGGGCGCGCGCCCAGCUCUGCUGGCCCCAGCUGGUCGGACGGCGGCGCCUCCGCUUCGGCGUCACGCAGGUGGGGAACGUGACGGUGCGCGACCUGACUGUGGAGAACCCGUCCGAGCUGCCGCUGGCCGUGCACGUGUCCCUGCUGAGCGACUACCCGGCCACGCAAGCUACCAUGGACAUCAUACAGCAGCUACUGGGCGAGACGCCGGCCAGCCAGCGGCCGCCGCGGUCGGCGCCGGCCUGCUUCACGCUGCUAGACGUGGCGCUGGUCUUCCUGCCGCACGAGGACGCCGCCAUGUCCGACAUUGUCAUCAUCAGGUGCGACGGCUGGGCUCAGCAGGCGGGCAGUGUGGCGCAGUUUGGUUCCCGGCGCUCCGGCAAGUACACGUUGCCCAACUUCACGGUGAAGCGGGCGUUCACCACGCGCAACGUGGGCGAGGUGCCGAUCCACAUAUCCAACUUCAGUGUCAACGGACUGGCGUGCGAGGGGUUCGGCUUCCGCGUGCUCAACUGCGCGCCGUUCGUGCUGCAGCCCAACUCGAGCCGCAAGGUGGAGAUGCUGGUGCCGUGCGCGCGCGCAGUGCCGCGUCCAGAUUGGGAGCCGUUGCUCUACUGCGUGGCCGUCACGUUCAUGAUCUUUAUGCUGUUCAGCAUCCUUGCGGCGGCCUUCUUCGAGUCGGACCGCAUUCUCAAGGACACGUUCGACCUGCGUGUUCGACCUGCGCCGCGUCGGUGA
Pollicipes pollicipes is the source of this 3213-nucleotide messenger RNA. It is a transcript of the gene Tmem131, whose product is annotated as Transmembrane protein 131. The record is from RefSeq and is a predicted model, not a curated record. NCBI's taxonomy places the organism in Eukaryota, Metazoa, Arthropoda, Thecostraca, Pollicipedomorpha, Pollicipedidae. The coding region runs from base 100 to 3213 and encodes 1037 amino acids. Gene Ontology annotation, cellular component: membrane. The transcript has 22 exons.